Vespa mandarinia (Asian giant hornet) is the source of this 3560-nucleotide messenger RNA. RefSeq lists its product as uncharacterized. The record is from RefSeq and is a predicted model, not a curated record. Gene Ontology annotation, biological process: nucleotide-sugar metabolic process; carbohydrate metabolic process; ATP generation from poly-ADP-D-ribose. Lineage: Eukaryota; Metazoa; Arthropoda; Insecta; Hymenoptera; Vespidae. Gene Ontology annotation, cellular component: nucleus; cytoplasm. Gene Ontology annotation, molecular function: poly(ADP-ribose) glycohydrolase activity.
AAGAGAGAGAGGGGAAGAGAUAUAGAAAAAGAAAAAAGUAACGUGCAACAGAGGGAGAGACAUCAGAAAAAGAGGGGAAGGUGUAGAAGGGGGAGGAAGUAAUCAACUAUGUGCCGGCGUUUCAAGGAUCAAAAAAGGAGUUGGCCGCAGAGCGUCGUGCCUUGCGGCACCGGGACAACGCGUCUCAAGAUCUGACUCUUCUUCGUUUUGAAGAAUCGAACGAGCAAGCACGAAUAAACAGAAAUAAAGAGAAAGAGAGAGAGAGAGAAAAAAAAGAGAGCGAAAGAGAGAGAGAGAGAGAAAAGGAGAGUGUGUGUCUGUGCGUAAACGUAAAAGUGCCGGUAAAGAAGGGAGGAAAGGUGAUUAUAUAAACGGGGUGAUGCUCUCUCUCUGUUCAAGAAAAUAAGUCGAAAGAACGGUGUGUUGUACCUCGAACGACGUCCAUCUCGCCCCUGCUACGAGAGAAAGCGCCUAAUUAUAUAUCAACGUGCAUCGCGCAUGCGUAGAAUUUACGAAAUGUCGCGGGACGUAACGCACCCUCUCAACUCGCCAAAGAGUACUCUUAUUCACGUCUACGAUGGCUUUAGUUAUGCUUCCUUGCGAUCUACCAUGGUGGCCAGCUGUGGUAAAACAAUUAGACAGGGCAGCGCUCGCCAAAAACUCCACGGAUCUUUUGGACGCGAUGCAGAGAUUGCACGACAUGUGCAACAUAAGCCUAGAUCCUGAGGAAGACAUUCAAGAUCCUGAGUUAUUCACAGAAUUGGCGAAAUUUCUCGAUGAGGAUCUUGACUCUGUUGAACGUGAACAGGUAUUCACAAAAACAAUACCACGAAUGGUAGAGAGAGCUAAAUCUCUGAGAUCCACGAAACCUCCUCAGGGCUUACACUACAGUUUACAGCAACAGGGAGAUAGCGUCGAAUAUAGCUAUGCUUUUGUCUCUUCUCUUAUCGCUAACGCAUUUUUCUCGACCUAUCCAAAACGAACGACAAAAACACAUCCUACAUUAAGAGACUUCAACUUCACGAAUUUCUUCAAACACCUUCACACGAAUUGUCAGAAAGCAAAAUUGAAGAGCAUAUUUCGUUACUAUGAUUAUAUUGAAAACGAAGGUGCAUUAGAUGGGCGAGUGAUUAUUUCGAGACAGGUAAUGACGUCAAAACAAUGGUUGACCAUAGAAGAUUGGCUUGAAAGUAAUGUACCACUUUGUCCUUUGACGAUUCGUCACGAAGGUCGUUUAGGUAGACAAGAUACAGAAACUGUUUACGUUUGUUUCGCAAGCGCAAGAUUUGGGGGUGGAGUACUUGACGGUGACAUUACGCAAGAAACCAUACAUCUAGCAACUCAUCCAGAAAUGAUCGCAGCAAUUUUGUCAGUCGAGGCUUUGGAGGACAAUGAAGCUUUGAUAGUGGAAAAUGUUAGACGUAUAUCUAUCAUAAACGAUCCCCAUAACAGAGCAAUAUUCGAAGCUGUUCCCAAGCCCAAUACCGUAACCAUUUGCUGUAUAGACCCGGAAGAUUAUUCAAGAUUACCAUUAACGCAAUUCGAAGAAGACAACAUUUUGAGAGAAAUGAACAAAUCACUUUUAGGAUUUCGACAAAGACAUGUACCGAGUAGCCCAACAGAUCCAAUCAAAACUGAAUUAGAUGCCGAUGGAAGUCUAGGAGCUCGGAGAUUGUCACCAAUUGGUGAAAGUUUCAGUAGUACUCCACCUGAAAUUGAGAAUGAAAAUAAGUUCUAUGAGACUGGUGAUGGCACGAAAGAUGUUGAAACAACGACAUUUGGUGAAUUGAGCAAAUCACCGAGUGGUACUGAACUUCGAACAAAACCGAACGGUAAAUUUGUCCGAUCAGCGAGCCCCCGAAGAGUUUGCAAGGACAGUAGUUGUACAAACAAAAAAAAUCGUUUUAUUGUUCUUGGAUCCAGUGGUGAAGUUUUACCGGUCACUCGCAAAUCUCUUGGUCAAAUGUCUGUUUACAGUAGUUGCAAUAGUCAAAGUACGGAUAGUUUUCACAGUGCAAAAGACACAAUGGACGAAGAAGUUGACGAAGAAGAACAAAAGUUAACGAGACGUUACAGCUCGCAAUUGGAUACACCCGAAAGACGAGGUACAUUUGCACAAAGAUUAAAAGAAGCUCUCAAACGAGAAAGUACAGCCACUGGUGCAUCUACUUCCAAUACUUCUUCCGGUGAAAGUAGUUAUGCUGUUGGAAUAAGUAUCGCGGGAAGUCACGUCUGUGAUCAAGAUAUCAAACUAAAAAGAGGAGGUUCGAGGGGAUUCGUUCUGAGAGACGAGACUGUAGACGAAGAUUUUUUGAAAGAGUCUUUAGAAGCAGAACAAAAGUGGUUAGGUAGAUUUCGACAAAGUCAACCUCCGGCAUUUCAAAGAAGAGAAACCAAUGCUAGCAGUAAAUAUAGUUUCAGUACCGAAUAUAAUUCUGACUUCUGUUCCGAGUUAGAAGAAGUCUACGAGCAAUUGUCAAAAUGGUUGGAAGAUCCGAUCACAGAGGAUGAAAAUCGUGAAUUGGAUACAAGAGACAGAGCAGUCGUUAGAUUCGCUGGUUCGUUGUUAAAACGAGCGCUCAGCGAAUCUUUCGCAGGUGUUCCAGUUCAAGAGGGUGAACCUCAACCUUUCAUCGAUUCGACUGAUAUAAAUCAAAGGCACAAAUUAGCUUUAGCUGUGAGAAGUUUAAGUUUAGAACUGGCACGUCAGAAAAGCAGAAGGCAACAAUCGGUUUCUGAAUCAGAAGAAAUAGAAUAUUAUGAAGAUGCUUUGAGCGAUGAGGCAACGAUAACAAAGGAUACGAAGGAUUGUCAACGCAGGAAACUGCGAGCUGUUGCAUUUACUUCUGAGGUAUAUCAAACCUUGGUCGAUGAUCAUACCACUGUAUAUCUACCCAAGUCUAUAGAUAGAAAGAUCUCUGGAACUGAUGAUAAUAUAUCGGAAUCAACUUAUGUCAAUAAUACUACGCAUGGAAAUCCUAUAGAGAAGUCCAUACAAUAUUUAGUAAACGAAAUACCUCGAGAGAAUAGUUCUAACAUCGGGGGAUUGUUAUCUGUAGCAACAGGCAAUUGGGGUUGUGGAUCAAGAUUGAAAGGUGAUCCACAAUUAAAACUUGUCAUACAAUGGCUUGCAGCUUCUUUGGCGGGUGUACCAAGAUUAAUUUAUUAUACCGCAGGAAAUUGUUCUUUAUCUAAGUUGGAUACAAUAAGUAGAGUUCUUCUAGAUAGACAUUGGUCAGUAGGUGAUUUAGCUGCAGCUGUAUUAAAGUUUUCCCUACAAGCCAUUGAAAAAAGAGUAGAGAACAAAAGUAAUCUUUUUGAAGAAUUAAUUGGUACGGAUAAAUUGAGUCCUUAGCCUGAUCCAAUGCUGUCCGUUUUAGUAGACAUUCUUGCUACAAUGAUAGAGGACAGCUUAUUAAUCUCGCGUGAAAAAAAUACUAUAGCCGACGACAAUUAAACAUUGAGAUUAAUUUGGUACUAAAAUAUGAAACGAGGUUUACACGUAAUAAAAAAAAAAAUAAGAAAAGGAAAAACAAGAAUUCUUUUUUUUUAUUUUUUUU